Limanda limanda (common dab) is the source of this 2894-nucleotide messenger RNA. RefSeq names its product phosphoenolpyruvate carboxykinase 1 (soluble) (gene pck1). Gene Ontology annotation, cellular component: mitochondrion; cytosol. The transcript has 9 exons. Gene Ontology annotation, molecular function: GTP binding; phosphoenolpyruvate carboxykinase (GTP) activity; manganese ion binding. The record is from RefSeq and is a predicted model, not a curated record. Gene Ontology annotation, biological process: response to starvation; cellular response to glucose stimulus; propionate catabolic process. The coding region runs from base 55 to 1929 and encodes 624 amino acids. NCBI's taxonomy places the organism in Eukaryota, Metazoa, Chordata, Actinopteri, Pleuronectiformes, Pleuronectidae.
UUCUCUCCAUCUAUCAGCCCUCUCUCUCUCUCUCCAGUCCGGACCACCUCCGACAUGCCUCCCCAGCUCCAGUCCCAGAACCAGAGCGGACCCCGGGUCCUGCAGGGCGACCUCAGCGCCCUCAGCCAGGCCGUCAGGGAGUUCGUGGACGCCAACGUGACCCUGUGCCAGCCCGACUCCCUCCACAUCUGCGACGGAUCGGAGGAGGAGAACCGAGCCAUCCUGACCCAGCUGGAGGAGCAGGGGAUGAUCAAGAAGCUCAGCAAAUAUGAAAACUGCUGGUUGGCCAGGACCGACCCGAUGGACGUGGCCCGCGUGGAGAGCAAGACGGUGAUCGUGACCCGGGACCAGAGGGACACGGUGCCCACGCCGCUGGACGGCGGAGUCAGCCAGCUGGGACGCUGGAUGUCCCCGGAAGAGUUCGACAAGGCCAUGACUCAGCGGUUCCCCGGCUGCAUGAAAGGCCGCACCAUGUAUGUGAUCCCCUUCAGCAUGGGUCCGGUGGGCUCCCCCCUCUCCAAGAUCGGCGUGGAGCUGACGGACUCGGCCUACGUGGUCGCCAGCAUGAGGGUGAUGACUCGCAUGGGGAAGGCCGUGCUGUCGGCUCUGGGAAACGGAGAAUUUGUCCGCUGCUUGCACUCUCUCGGCUGUCCGCUGCCACUCAAAAAACCCCUGGUGAACAACUGGCCCUGUAACCCGGAGGAGACGUUAAUCGCUCACAUCCCAGACAGCAGGCAGAUUGUUUCCUUUGGCAGCGGCUACGGAGGAAACUCGCUGCUGGGAAAGAAGUGCUUCGCCCUUCGCAUCGCCUCACGCAUCGCCAAGGAGGAGGGCUGGCUGGCCGAGCACAUGCUGAUCCUGGGCGUCACCAACCCUGCUGGAGAGAAGAAGUACAUGGCCGCGGCCUUCCCCAGCGCCUGCGGGAAAACCAACCUGGCCAUGCUCUGCCCCACGCUGCCGGGCUGGAAGGUCGAGUGCGUGGGAGACGACAUCGCCUGGAUGAAGUUUGAUGAUGAAGGAAACCUGCGAGCCAUCAACCCAGAGAACGGCUUUUUCGGUGUUGCCCCAGGAACCUCGAUCAAAACAAACCCCAACGCCAUGGCGACCAUUGUCAAGAAUACCAUCUUCACAAAUGUGGCAGAGACCAGCGAUGGCGGUGUUUACUGGGAGGGGAUGGACCAAUCGCUGCCUGAGGAAAUCACCCUCACUUCCUGGAAGAACAAGCCCUGGAGCUCAGAAGACGGCGAACCCUGUGCUCAUCCCAACUCACGCUUCUGCACUCCGGCCGGCCAGUGCCCCAUCAUCGAUCCGCAGUGGGAAUCCCCAGAGGGAGUCCCCAUCGAGGCCAUCAUAUUCGGAGGCCGCAGACCAGAGGGUGUCCCUCUGGUGUAUGAGGCCUUCAACUGGCAGCAUGGUGUGUUUGUUGGAGCAGCCAUGAGGUCGGAGGCUACGGCUGCAGCUGAAUACAGAGGGAAGGUCAUCAUGAAUGACCCAUUCGCCAUGCGCCCCUUCUUCGGCUACAACUUUGGACAGUACCUCUCUCACUGGCUGAGCAUGGCUGAGCGUCCCGGGGCCAAGCUGCCCAAGAUCUUCCACGUCAACUGGUUCCGCAAGAGCCCGAGCGCCGGCUUCCUCUGGCCUGGCUUUGGCGACAACAUCCGUGUUCUGGACUGGAUGUUCAGAAGGGUGAAUGGCGAGGCCGGCUCAGUUCCCUCCGCCGUGGGCCACCUGCCUUGCCAAGGCUCCCUGAACCUCCAGGGUCUGCAGAGCGAUGUGGACCUGGAUGAGCUGUUCUCCCUGGAUCAGGAGUUUUGGCAGAGGGAGGUAGAAGAGGUGAGGAGCUACUUCACCACGCAGGUGAAUGACGACCUGCCCGCCGAGAUCACACAUCAGCUGCAGCUCCUGCAGCAGAGAGUGAAGCAGAUGUGAGGAGGGAAACAAGAGGGGACAUUUUGGGCACGUUAGUGAUUCUACAGCUUCUCCUAAACAUUGUAGAACAGAGAAGACAGAGGUGUUCCACAAGGUUCUGUGUUGGGACCAAUGUCUUUUACUUAUUCUAUGCUUCCUGAAGGCAAUAUCAUCAGAAAGCACCAUGUGAACAUAUGUUGUUAUGCAGAUGACACCACGCUGUAUUUAUCUAUUUGCCGUACAUUGGAUCUAAUUGAACUUAAAUUAUUGUAGAACAUGACAGAAAUUUUACAACAACAUUGUAGAUUAGAAUUGUAUUAAUUCUAGAUUGGCUCAGAAGUUCUAGUAGAGAAAUAUUUUAAAUUCUGGAACAGAAAGUGAGAAAUUCCAGAAUAUUUAAUUGUUGUUUUACUGAGGGAAUGUUUUUACGAGGGAAUCAAUUUCUUUUGAGGAUUUCUUGCUUUAAGGUUUGAGCGUACAAAUUAAUGAUUUUUUUAUACUUUUUAAAAUUGUGCAAUUUGUUAAUUUGUUCACCAGAAAUAAUCUGAUUGUUGAGAUUUAUUUUUUUGUGGGGAAAAACUGAGAACCGUCACAUGAACAAAUGGAACAUUCAUCAUUCCCCCCCACAUGUUUGCACCAAGACAUCUGAUCUGAAGGGGAAGUGAUCCUCGGUGGAGCUGCUGCACAAGCACAUCACUUUAAACUUAUGUUUAAAUAUAUUCGCAAACUGUUCAACUGCUAUUUUAUAAUAACUUAUUAUCAGUGCACAUCACACAAUCCCUGCAGUGUGGAUUCAUAUGGACCAAAGAGAAAACGAGUCUAGGUUCACUCAAGUUUGUCUGAUCUCUCAAAUAUGAGGGAAAUAUAUGUUUUCUGUUCCUGAUGUAUUUUUUUGUCUUAAAUUAUUUUUAUACUGUCUCAGUCUCUAGGUUCUGUUUUGUUUUACUCUUGAAUAACACAGAACAAAAUAAAUGGAUUUAAACGUA